CUUUCACGGCUUGUUUUUCACAGUCACAAAGCUUAUGAAAAUAUUAUAAGGUAUAUCAAAUAUAAUGUUUCAAAAAUAAUUAUAGCCGGAUAUGUGCGGAGUGGCCCGAAGAUAUAGCUUCGUAAUUUUAUCAUUAUAUUUACUUGGUAGGUAUUUUUCUACGCCUUAGAUAUGUCUAAACAGAAAUUGAUAGAAGAUAGAAUAAUUAUCAAAACUUUUGUAUAGUAGGUCCUGUUUAGUUGUAACUUCGCAGUCAAGAUGGUUCAAGCUUGGUAUAUGAAUAAUGAGUCUUACGAUAAAAGGGAAGAACACCACAAAAGUCCUCCUGAAUAUGUAUCUCUGGAUGAUUUAUUUGAAAUAUCAGGUGUAGAAUAUUACAAGAUCAACAUUGAUACUCUAAAAUCUGAUGGUGUUUUGGACAAAAUUAAAUCAGAUCGAGGAUAUACAUAUGAAGAUGAAAUAACAAUUUCACCUGAUCGCUUGCCCAAUUAUGAAGAGAAACUUCAAAUAUUUUAUUCCGAACAUUUGCAUACUGAUGAGGAAAUUCGUUUAUGUGUGGAAGGCUCUGGAUAUUUUGACAUUAGAGAUAAUAAUGAUCAAUGGAUUAGAGUCCAUGUUGUUCCUGGUGAUUUAUUAAUUGUUCCUGCAGGCAUUUAUCAUAGAUUUACUUUGGAUACAAAGAAUUUUAUUACUGCUAGAAGAUUUUUUGUGGGCGAGCCAGUGUGGACACCGUAUAAUCGCCCAGCUGAUGAGAUGCAGGCAAGAAAAGAAUAUAUAGAAAAUUUAAGUAAUGGCAAGUUUGUUAACGUACACUAAAUAAUUCUAAGCACACCUUUACAAGAUGUUAUUUACAUGAAUAAGGAAACAUUUAAGAAGGGAGAUAAUAAAGUGCCUGUUAUCUUGUUUUUAAGGUUUAA
Sitophilus oryzae (rice weevil) is the source of this 917-nucleotide messenger RNA. It is a transcript of the gene Adi1, whose product is annotated as 1,2-dihydroxy-3-keto-5-methylthiopentene dioxygenase. Bases 259 to 816 code for a protein of 185 amino acids. Gene Ontology annotation, molecular function: acireductone dioxygenase [iron(II)-requiring] activity. The transcript has 4 exons. The record is from RefSeq and is a predicted model, not a curated record. NCBI's taxonomy places the organism in Eukaryota, Metazoa, Arthropoda, Insecta, Coleoptera, Curculionidae.